UGGGAUUCUCGUCCGCACCGUCUCGAGCCUGCAGCGUCCCGGUCCUCGGUCCUUGCCCAGGUUCACUGCAGUCGUUCAGAGGUCCCCGGGAGCUGCUGCCGGCAAGCCCGCUACUGCAGGGACCUAUGGAGCCAUUCCGUAGUGCCAUCCCGAGCAACGCACUGCCGCAGCUCCUCUGAACCUUUCCAGCAAGUUUGUUCAAGAUUGGCUGUCAAGAAUCAUGGACUGUUAUUAUAUGCCUUGUUUUCUGUCAUCCUGCUAGGAGGCUCGAGCCAUGCUAGUUUGAUACCUGAGACGGGGAAGAAAAAAGUCGCCGAGAUUCAGGGCCACGCGGGAGGACGCCGCUCAGGGCAGAGCCAUGAGCUCCUGCGGGACUUCGAGGCUACACUUCUGCAGAUGUUCGGGCUGCGCCGCCGGCCGCAGCCUAGCAAGAGCGCCGUCAUCCCAGAUUACAUGUGGGACCUUUACCGGCUCCAGUCUGGGGAGGAGGAGGAAGAGCAGACCCACAGCGUCGGGCUGGAGUACCCUGAGCGCCGCGCCAGUAGGGCCAACACCGUGAGAAGCUUCCACCACGAAGAACAUUUGGAGAACAUCCCAGGGACCAGUGAAAACUCUGCUUUUCGUUUCCUCUUUAACCUCAGCAGCAUCCCAGAGAACGAGGUGGUCUCCUCCGCAGAGCUUCGACUCUUCCGGGAGCAGGUGAACCAGGGCCCCGAUUGGGAGCAGGGCUUACACCGAAUAAACAUUUAUGAGGUUAUGAAGCCCCCGGCAGAAGUGGUGCCUGGGCACCUCAUCACACGACUACUGGACACGAGACUGGUCCACCACAAUGUGACACGGUGGGAAACGUUCGAUGUGAGCCCUGCGGUCCUUCGCUGGACCCGGGAGAAGCAGCCGAACUAUGGGCUGGCCAUUGAGGUGACUCACCUCCAUCAGACACGGACCCACCAGGGCCAGCAUGUCAGGAUUAGCCGAUCGUUACCUCAAGGGAGUGGGGAUUGGGCCCAGCUCCGGCCCCUCUUGGUCACUUUUGGCCAUGAUGGCCGAGGACAUGCCUUGACCCGACGCCAGAGGGCCAAGCGUAGCCCCAAGCAUCACCCACAGCGGCCCCGGAAGAAGACUAAGAACUGUCGUCGCCACUCGCUCUAUGUGGACUUCAGUGAUGUGGGCUGGAACGAUUGGAUUGUGGCCCCACCAGGCUACCAGGCCUUCUACUGCCAUGGGGACUGCCCCUUUCCACUGGCCGAUCACCUCAAUUCAACCAACCAUGCCAUUGUGCAGACCCUGGUCAACUCUGUCAACUCCAGUAUCCCCAAAGCCUGUUGCGUCCCCACCGAACUGAGCGCCAUCUCCAUGCUGUACCUGGAUGAGUAUGACAAGGUGGUACUGAAAAAUUAUCAAGAGAUGGUAGUAGAGGGAUGUGGGUGCCGCUGAGGUCGGGCCGUCUUUGGGGACACGCACGUUCCCUUCCACUCACCCACACACUACACAGACUGCUUCCUUAUAGCUGGACUUUUAUCUUAAAAAAAAAAAAAAAGGAAAAAAAAAACUAAACAUUCACCUUGAC
Molecule: messenger RNA, 1567 nt
Organism: Suricata suricatta (meerkat)
Lineage: Eukaryota; Metazoa; Chordata; Mammalia; Carnivora; Herpestidae
Gene: BMP4
Product: bone morphogenetic protein 4
Exons: 4
Coding region: 397-1434 (345 amino acids)
Biological process (GO): negative regulation of apoptotic process; SMAD protein signal transduction; BMP signaling pathway
Cellular component (GO): extracellular region
Molecular function (GO): growth factor activity; cytokine activity; BMP receptor binding
Source: RefSeq, a predicted model, not a curated record